Triticum urartu is the source of this 575-nucleotide messenger RNA. RefSeq lists its product as uncharacterized. The record is from RefSeq and is a predicted model, not a curated record. Lineage: Eukaryota; Viridiplantae; Streptophyta; Magnoliopsida; Poales; Poaceae.
CUCAACCACAUGAACGGCGGCAACCUCCGCGCCAACGGGAGGUACCGCCGCUGGAACAACGGCGUCAGCGUCGACCACAUCGACGACAUCAACAAUAUCAGCACGAUGAUGCACUGGGUCGUGGAGGUCAUCCCCGCCAGGGAGAUCAUGCCUCGCCUUCCACGUCCGUCUCCGCUUCCCAACCUCGUGAUGCGGCCGCGGAUGAUCAUGUACGUGUGGCCGAACAUCCACGGGGGCCUCAUCACCCACGGCACGUUCGUGUUCGGGGGGAGGUCCGUGCUCCGCCUGAGGAGCGAGCUGGCUAGGCGGCUGGGCGACCUCGCAAUCAUGGACUUGGAGGUCGCCGACCUCGUCAUGUGCUUGCCCACGCAUGAUGGCCAGCUUAUUCCACUGGUAGUCGAUCUGCCCCGCAGGGGCGAGACCCUCCACAUCGUCGUCGUCAUCGUCGGGUCGCCUGCCUACAUGGCGCUGCAGUACGCAGAUGUCGAUGCAUAGCAGAGAGAUACCAGAGCCAGGACACCUAGAAGUCUCCUUCAUGUCCACCUCGCCGGAAGUGUCACCACGGCAUUAGAACU